Messenger RNA from Megalobrama amblycephala (Wuchang bream), 7310 nucleotides. RefSeq names its product pregnancy-associated plasma protein A, pappalysin 1a (gene pappaa). The coding region runs from base 713 to 5584 and encodes 1623 amino acids. NCBI's taxonomy places the organism in Eukaryota, Metazoa, Chordata, Actinopteri, Cypriniformes, Xenocyprididae. The transcript is spliced from 23 exons. The record is from RefSeq and is a predicted model, not a curated record. Gene Ontology annotation, molecular function: metallopeptidase activity.
ACACACACGCACGCACACACACACACACCCUUCCCAACUCUGGAACACUAUCCAACACUUGGAGGAGCGUGUGUGUGAAAAUGCUCCUGCCGUCAGAGCUUUACCUGUGACUUCAGCACAACACGAGAGGAGGAUCGGGAGGAGAAAAACUCGUGUAGGACAGAAACAUGGGCUGGUCUGCUUCCACCACAUUCUCACUCUUAAAAGACUGAAGGAUCCCCACCAGAGCUCACAGCACACAUGAGGAUCCGCGAUGCUCUGGACACCUCCGGACCUCCUGCAGACCACCUCAUUCACUUCAACUUCUGACGCCAAGGCAACUUCAGCGCAGAGAGCAUCUGAAUGUGCUCCAUCCUCAGAUAUGACAGCCCGUCAUGUUUGGACGUGUCCUGCCUUCACGAAUUGUUCUUAAACAUUGUUUUGCGAGUAGAGAAAGACAGAAGUGCACCGAGUGUGAAUGAAGCUCUCACUGAUCGAAUCAAUGAAAUAAGCCUCGAUCUCGCCAGGAAAAAGACAAACUCCAGCUCGUGUUAAGAGCUUCAUUGAUUUGUCUGUCUGGAACAUUUUCGUCUUUGACAAAAGAAGAGAAAAACAAAUCAACAACAACAAUAACAAGUGGAAGGACUUUGGAGAGGAAGAGUGCGUCCGGGACAUUAUCAUACCCAUCGCCAUCAUCAUCAUCAUCAUCAUCAUCUCUCUAGUUUUGGAUAAAAUGAAAGUUUGGACUUUUCUCCAGUGUCUCGCCAUCCUGCUCGUCCUGUGUGUGGGAUCAGACUGCGGGACGGUCCUGAGAAAGACCCGGUCCAAACGCGAGCUGGUGAAGAUCAGAGAAGCCAAAACGGUCUUCCCUGGCUCUUGUGCCACCCGGCUGCCUCGGGGCAAGCGCUCCUUGCCGGCGCUGGACCGCCGGCUCCCCCGCCAGCGCGGCCGCUCCUCUCCAGCGGAGGAUGCGAGCUCCUCUCGGGGGAAAGCCGUUUAUUUUACGGGCAGAGGGGACCAGCUGAGACUCAAGCCCGGCGUGGAGAUACCAAAGGGCAAUUUCACCCUCCAGAUGUGGGUCAAAGCGGAGGGUGGGCAGCGUUCCCCUACCGUUAUAGCUGGUCUCUUCGACAAAUGCUUCUAUGCCUCCAGUGACCGUGGAUGGCUGCUGGGAAUUAAAUCUGUGAGUGAGCAGGGAAACCGUGACCCGCGUUUCUUCUUCUCCCUUAAGACGGAUCGAGCACACAAGGUUACCUCCAUUCACUCGAACGCCCGCUACUUGCCCAGCCGCUGGGCCCAUGUGGCUGUGACUUACGACGGCCUCUAUAUGAAGUUAUAUGUUAAUGGUGCCCAGACUGCUGUUAGCAGGGAACAGUCAGGUGACGUCUUCAGCCCCCUUACUAAAAAGUGUAAGGUGCUGAUGGUGGGUGGAAAUGCCUUGAAUCAUAACUACAGAGGCUCCGUGGAACGGGUCGGUUUGUGGCGACAGGCUCUCUCUCAGAGGCAAAUCAUGAGGGACAUGCAUGGACAAGAGGACCCUGAGGACCUGGUUAACCUGGUGAUCCGUGAAACCUUUGAACAUCCGGCGCGCAAAUGGCUGGCAGUGAAGGACGGCAGCUUCCCGAUACCCGAUGAGGGUCCUCGUGCCGGGUUGUGGUCUUUGGACACCACCCUGGAGCCUCCAGCCUGCGGACAGACGGUGUGCGAUAACACAGAAGUGGUGCGCAACUACAAUCAUUUCUGGAGCUUCCGUCGCCCCAAAACAGUGCGAUACCGUGUUGUGAACGUGUUUGACGACUUUCAACGCAAACCCACGGUGACGGAUCAACAGAUUCACCUGCAGCAUCAGCAUCUGAAUGAAGCCUUUAGCAUGUACAACAUCACCUGGGAGUUGACUGUGCACAACGUGAGCAAUUCCUCUUUGUAUAACCGUCUGGUGCUCGCCAACUGUGACAUCAGCAAGGUGGGUGAUGAGGAUUGUGACCCUGAAUGCAACCACACCCUGACUGGCUUUGACGCCGGUUACUGCAAGCCCCGGACGCGAUGUCCUGAACAUAAACAAGGGAAUGGCAUCUGCGACCCAGAGUGCAACUGUGAGAACUAUGGUUACGAUAAUGGAGAUUGCUGUAAUCCUACCAUCACCGAUGUGACCAAGACCUGCUUCAAUCCAGCUUCUCAUUUAAGGGCCUAUCUGGAUGUGAAGGAGCUAAAAGAGAUCCUCAAGCUGGAUGGUUCAACGCAUCUCAAUAUCUUCUUCGCCAAUUCCUCCGAUGAAGACCUGGCUGGAGUUGCUACAUGGCCAUGGGACAAGGAGGCACUGACACAUCUAGGUGGUAUAGUUCUAAAUCCGUCUUUCUAUGGUACAUUUGGCCACACUCAUACCAUGAUCCAUGAGAUCGGUCACAGUCUGGGACUGUACCAUGUGUUCAGGGGUAUCUCAGAGAUCGAGUCCUGCAACGACGCGUGUUUAGAGACAGAGCCAUCUCUGGAAACUGGAGAUCUGUGCGCCGACACCAACCCCACACCCAAAUACAAGCACUGCAGGGACCCUGAGCCUGGCAACGAAACCUGUGGCAACCGCAACUUUGUUCACACACCCUUUAAUAAUUACAUGAGCUAUGCAGACGACGACUGCACUGAUUCCUUCACACUUAACCAGGUGGCUCGCAUGCACUGCUAUCUGGACCUCAUCUACCAAACCUGGCAACCCAGCUACCGGCCCCCUCCAGUCCCCAUGGCCCCCCAAGUGGUAGAACAGGAACAAGACUCCAUUACUUUAGAGUGGUUUCCGCCCAUCUCUGGCCACUUCUACGACAGAGAAGUGGGAUCAGUAUGUGAUAAAUGUGCAGAGGGUCACGUCCUUCUGCAGUACGCCUCCAAUUCUUCGUCUCCGCGCCCCUGCUCCCCGUCUGGACACUGGAGCCCCAGAGAAGCAGAGGGACCACCAGAUGUGGAGCAGGCAUGCGAGCCCAGCGUCCGCACGUGGAGUCCGCACAACGGCAUGGAUCUGGGCAUGGUGCCCCCUCCCUGCCCUCUGCAAGGCUGCAUGUUACAGCUGGAGUUUGCACAUCCGGUGAUCCCUGACUCCCUCACGGUGUGGGUGACCUUCUCCUCCCAGGAGGAAACGGUUCUGCCUGCCAUCCACAAUAUCAUCUUAUUGACUGUAGGUGGCAACAACCUGUCUCUGGGUCCCAGCAAUUUGUUCUGCGACACACCACUGACCAUCAAGCUGGAUGUGCACGAGAAGGUGUACGGCGUGCAGUUUUUCACCAUGGAGCAACAUUUGGAAAUUGAUGCUACUCUGCUCACGUCUAAACCCGACUGUCCUCUCUGUCGAGAGUGUGAGCCGCUGCGCUAUCGGCUUCUACGGCAGCCGCCGUUCGCGCACGCACCCCAGGGCAUCACGCUGGGCGACUCGACGCGAAGAUACGUGGAUAGGGAUGUUGAGUAUGGUGGUGUGUACACAUAUCAGGUCCAAACCAUCUCCAGUCGGAGCGAGAGCGAGCCAUCACCUCCGUUCACACACCGCCUCGGAGCGCCGUACUGUGGAGACGGUCUCAUCCAGAGGUCCCAGGGAGAGGAAUGUGAUGAUAUGAACACUAUGAAUGGAGACGGCUGCUCCGGCCACUGUAAGAAGGAGCCGUUUUUUAACUGUAUUGAUGAGCCGAGCAUGUGUUACUAUUAUGACGGCGACGGCGUCUGUGAAGACUUUGAGCGGGAGACAGGUGUGAAGGACUGUGGCCUGUACACGCCGAACGGUUUCCUGGACCAGUGGGCCACCACAGUGGAAGUGUCCCAUGAAGAGAGGCUCUACUGCCCAGCCGACGUGGCAGCAGGAUAUCCUGCUAUUACUAAGACAUGCCAGUCCAAGGUGUUUGACCUCUCUGAUGGAGUGUCUCAGUAUGCCUGGUUUCCAUGUCGAGAGGCUCAGGGUGUUUCCUGGUAUCCCCAGUAUUGGUUGAAGGCAUAUUUCUCACAUCCUAUGGUUGCUGCGGCUGUUAUCAUCCAUUUAGCCGCAGAUGGAACGAGCUACAUCGAUCAAGCCCAGUGCAACAUUACAGUCCAACUGAUCGACACCAAAGAGGGCAUCCACAGCUUAGGUGACUGGCGUUUGAGCUGCCGCACCAAUCCUCUGGUCAUCCCAGUGAGUCAUGACUUGAGCAUGGCCUUCUACCACACCAAAGCCAUUCUCCUCAUGUUCCGUUCCGAUCUCGUGGCCAUCUCCGGUGUCGGCCUGCGCUCUUUCCAGUUCUUUGACCCAAUCACCAUCAGCGGCUGUCAGAGCAAUGAAAUAUACAACCCCAUGGGCCAGAGUUGUGUUCAUUACUCCUGUGAAGCCAUUGAUUGCCAAGAGCCGUUGAUCCGGAAUGCAGAGGUGCAGUGCAGCGACAACGGAUACUUCAACGGCGCGCGCUGCACCGUCAUGUGCAACAGCGGAUACGUCCUACAAAUCCACCGGGACGAUGACAUCAUCAAGAGUCAGACGGACUCAACCGUGACCAUCACCUGUGCUGAUAGGAAAUGGAACAAGCAAGUAUCGUGUGAGCCGGUUGACUGUGGGCUACCAGAUAAGUACCAUGUGCACCCUGCCCACUUUGAUUUCCCAGAAGGCACCACCUACGGCAAGAAGAGCACGUUCCAGUGCAAGGAGCCUGCUCAGCUUGUGGGCACUAAUAACACUCUGACCUGUAUGGAGGACGGUCUGUGGUCGUUCCCGGAGGCUUUGUGUGAGCUCCGCUGUCCGGCGCCGCCUCCCGUGCCCAACGCCAUGCUGCAGACCAAACGCUGCAAUGAAACGGGCCUGAAAGUGGGAACCCUCUGCAAAUACAAAUGCAAACCUGGAUACCAUGUGGCCAACAAGCCAAAGAGGAGAGCCUUCAAGCGGCAGUGCACAGAGGACGGCCGCUGGUUGGAGGGCUCGUGUGAGCCGGUGACCUGUCCUCCUCCUCCAUCGGUCUUCUAUGGCAUGUACCAGUGCACAGACGGCUUCAGGUUCGACAGCACCUGCUGGAUAAACUGCGGUGGUGCCAACCACACUCUGAGACAACCGCCACCAUGCAAACAGGUUGUCGGCACCAAUGUCAUCCGCUGCAGAAAGGACGGGAACUGGACCGGAAGCUUCCGGUUAUGCCCUCAGCUGAAGGGCCAAUGCUCUCUACCUCAGAACCUGCAUCCCAGCAUCCGCAUCAGCUGCAAGAAGGGCCACGGCAUAGGAGAGGAGUGCGAGUUGUCCUGCAGGGACAUCAGCAAUGAUGUGGUCAUUCUGCCGAGUAACAUGACGGUCAGCAGCAUUAUGAGACAUCACUGGAUGAACCCUACUAAAGUCAAGCUCAUAGUCUGCACCAUGGGCCUGAAGUGGUACCCUCAUCCGGAAGUCCUGCGCUGCAUAAAGGGAUGCGAGCCUUUCAUGGGUGACAAUUACUGUGACGCCAUCAACAACAGAGCCUACUGCAACUACGAUGGAGGUGACUGCUGUCAUUCCACUGUCAAGACUAAGAAGGUGAUUCCGUUCCCCAUGUCUUGCGACAUCCGAAGAGAGUGCGCUUGCCGGGACCCCAACGCUUCGGAGAACCGAAAGGGCGAGCACUUGCACUCGCUCGGUUAAAUCGCUCGGACUGGGACAGGACGAGAUAUUCUUCCCAGAAAUGCUGCUGCUUCACAGUUGUACCUCUCCUCUUAGAGCUGUUCAUCCUUUCCAAGUCUACCUGCUAUCUCUUACAAUACGUUUGGAAAAGGAUCCCAAUGCCGUGACCCCAAAAAAGGACCAAAGUCGGUUUGUGUAAAAGCAUCGUCGUCAUCAUCACUCACGACUCCCCCCCCAAACAUAAAGCAAAACGAAAGCAAGUGAAGCAAGAGACACUGAUGCGAUUUGACCAAAGGCCAAAAAAGCAUCAUCUCAAAAGAAGAAAGAACUUUCUGCCGAAACACCACCGUUGAUUUGUUUGUUUUACUUUGACCUCAUUCGUCCCUUGUGAAACGGACUUGGGAUUGUACGGUUGGCUCACAUGAUCACAGGUCGUUUUUAAAGAUUAAUCACCACUUCUUUUGAUGUUCCUACAAUGAAACAAUCCAUCAAAUAUAAAUACGCAACGGCUGCAGGUCCCGUCGCGCACUAUUUAGGAAAUAAUUUAAAAUGCACGGGGAUAGAUCGGUGCAUAAAUGCGGUGAGAAUGAAUUGAGAACUGAAUUGGUUGCUGCUACGAUUGCUGCUAAUUAGUCAAACAACAGACAACAGGAAUACGCAGGCCAUGAUCUAGUGUGUCGUCAGUCUGCCUUAACACUUACCUCUGAUCGAUAUGACCGCCAAUGACCGAAGACCUCCCGUUACAGCGCCGGGCCAGUGCUGAAGUGCAGCUCAUCUGGUCACAAUGCACAACAUACUGAAUGUAGAGGCCAUUGUCAGAAACCUUUUAUUUAAUAUAAAUGGUUAGUUCACCCAAAAACUGACAAUUCCAUCAUCAUUUGCUCGCCUUCGGUUUUUAUUGAUUGCUUUUUGAGUGUGAGAACAUAAGCAUAUCCAUAGAAUGAGUUCAAAAGCAUCAUACAAGUAGUCUUCCGAAGCUGUAGCUCUGUGUGAUUUUACUCGCAGAAAAUCCUUCCAUCUGCUGCAGUUCUCAAAUGUCUCAUUCUCUGGUUACAACACCCAUGGGAACCGACGACAUCCAAAGGUGCCAUACUAAAAUCUGACCGCAAGCACCAAAGAGCUUUUCAGCAACUAAAAACAACCCAACACAUCAGCUUCAGAAGACUACACGAGUACCGUCGUGGUACUUUUCAUGAUUAAAUUGACAUAAUACAGAAAACAAACAGACACUAUGAACGUUGCCAGUCAAAACCACUUUUUAACACACGUGCCAACUUUUUAAACACUUGUAAGUGUUUUUAGCCCCUUUGAAACUGAGGUUAAAAUGCAAUGGGCGCUUGUGCCAUGGAUGUGCUGCCAAAAAACCUGAAAAUAUUAUCGCUUCAACAUAAUCGUAAAACCAUGAUAAAACAGCACUAAUUGUUAUUACAUAUAGGAAAAUGUAUAGAAAAAAAAAAUGUACUUCAGCAGCGUAUAAAUAUAUAUACACUUUUUUUUUUUCUUCUUCAAUAUUUGGCUAUCAACUGUGAACUUUUCCUUCAGACAGACCUCCGUUUUGACUAGUUUCUCACUGUCUGUGGAUCUCCAUGUUUGACUGGUGUGUCAAACCUGCUCCUGAAGACUACGCUCUGGGUUAAAAACAACCCAAGUUGGGUUGAAAAUGGACAAACCCAGCUAUUUUAUGUUGUUUUAAUCCAGGAGUUGGGUUAAAUGUUUGCCUAACCUGUUGCACAGUUUUAUUUAACUC